Molecule: messenger RNA, 1454 nt
Organism: Zychaea mexicana
Lineage: Eukaryota; Fungi; Mucoromycota; Mucoromycetes; Mucorales; Lichtheimiaceae
Exons: 4
Coding region: 34-1101 (355 amino acids)
Cellular component (GO): membrane
Source: RefSeq, a predicted model, not a curated record
GCUUCUUUCCCAAAGUGUGCAAUACUUUUGAAAAUGUCAGCGUUUUCGUGGGAGUUGGUCAAAGACGCAUUCCUGCUCAAUGUCAACGAUAUAUUCGAGAAUCUCAAGAACUACUCCUUGGACCAACUCAAGGCCGACGUGCAGAAUCCUGAACGUUUGCUUGAAUUCUACAAAUCUACUGAUGCUCUCGUUUUGGCGAUAGCUGCAAUGAUUACUCUAGUGUUGAUUCACUGUGCCAUGGGCGAAUUGACGAGAGACUAUAGUCAAGUUGAUCGUGCCUGGUCGAUUCUGCCGGCCGCUUACGCGUGGCAUUUUGCUUUCCACGAUUAUCUCAAUCGAACGAGCUUUCAUCCGCGUUUAUUGCUUGCAGCUGUAUUGAUCUCGAUCUGGGGAACUCGGUUGACCUAUAAUUUUGCGAGGAAAGGUGGCUAUGGAUGGCAGGGUCGCGAUUAUCGCUUCGUGUAUAUCCAAGAAAAGAUUGGCAAUGUCGGCAUGGCUUUGCUCAACUUUGUCUUCAUUGGACCUUUCCAAGAUACCCUUUUGCUUCUCAUGUGCACGCCAUUGUAUCUGAACACCCUGGAACCAUUAUCGUCACAAGGUGCCUUGAAUCGCGUGGAUGUCUUGGCAUCUGGUCUUUUUCUCAGCCUGUUGCUUUUCGAGGUUAUUGCUGAUGACCAGCAAUUCAUGUUCCAGACGCGCAAGCAUGCAUUACUCGACUACCUGGGCCAUGGUAACAAGGACAAGCUAAAGGGCGACUACAAGCGUGGAUUUAUCUGCAGCAGUGGUUUAUGGCAGUAUAGCCGUCAUCCAAACUUUUUUGCCGAGAUAUCCAUGUGGUGGAGUGUCUACCUGUUUUCGGUGGCUGCUCACGCACAAGCAACAUUGAAGGACAAUCAUGGCGUGGUAGAUUGGAUGGAUCCCAAACUUUACUUGAACUGGACUGUAGUUGGCGCAUUUAUCCUGACGAUGCUUUUCCAGGGCAGUACAUGGCUGACCGAGUAUAUUUCCGCAGAAAAGUACCCUGAAUAUAAGAACUAUCAAAAGUCGGUGAAUCGGUUCAUCCCAUGGUUCCCUCAAAGACAGAAGUCCAAGACGUCCUGAUCGUUGUUUUGCUUUCUGAGCUGACGUGCACGCGAUUGCCAAUUGCUUUUUUUAGCCCCAUUAGCCGACGCCAUUUCUUUCUUUGAAACUCGUGAACACUAUCAAACUUUAUAUAUCUCCUCCUUUUGAUAAUAAAUUUUCGACAUUAUCUGUAUAAAUAUACAACAAGAAUACCACUGAUAUAAACAAGGUUUUGAGACAACGCAGAAUAAAGAAGACGACGAAUGGGUGGAUAGAAAUGAGUCAAUGCAAUCCAUCAAACCAUAUAAGUAACAUGGUGGUUGCACAGACUCCAUGCCAAAUCCAAAUACAAUUAUAUUAUCGGAUACAUUUGGACCCUUCGGCUCCGCCCC